This is a messenger RNA of Scatophagus argus, 2173 nucleotides long. RefSeq names its product nudix (nucleoside diphosphate linked moiety X)-type motif 13 (gene nudt13). The record is from RefSeq and is a predicted model, not a curated record. The transcript is spliced from 10 exons. NCBI's taxonomy places the organism in Eukaryota, Metazoa, Chordata, Actinopteri, Scatophagidae. Bases 381 to 1418 code for a protein of 345 amino acids. Gene Ontology annotation, molecular function: metal ion binding; hydrolase activity.
UUUGGCUGUCUCUUUUGUUAACUGUAUUAAUUUAGAUUGUAACCUGAAGAACAAGUCAUCCUGAGUUACACACUCCAGUACAGUAGGUGGCGAUAUGCACCUUUCAAGUUGGUUGCAACACGCAGAGACGAAGAAGAAGAAAGAAGAAGAAGAAGAAGAAGAAGAAGGAGGAGGAGGAGGAGGUUACAGAUGGCGCGUGAGAAGCUGCUGCAGAUAUAAACACACUUUGUUACACACGUUUCUCCGGUAGCUUUGCGCUCUGAACCUCCAACUCGGAAACGUUUUGGGAAUCCAGACUGUCUGCUGUUUUGUCAGCACACAUCAGGUCCAGCAGAAAGGACUCAAUCCACUAAAGUUCAGUCCAGUUCAGACCAGUACAGAUGAUCGCAAUGUUCAGGCCUCUGAAGAUCCUCCUGUCUGCCACAAGGUGUCAUCCAACCCGUUGCUGCUCAGACUUCGUCUCCAGGAUGAGGUAUGUGAACAGGCUGAAGGAGGAUGAUGUAGCGUGUGCUGCAGCACUGCAGAACGCUCACAUUUUCUUGUUCCAUCGUCUGUCUCCUCUUCUGAAACGCGCUGAACAUGGAACCUUCAGACCAGCAGUACUGACUUGCUCAGAUGUUCAGCUGAUCCUGGAGAGACUUGGUUCAGACAGAAUCCUGCUGAAGGAGUCGGUUCUGAUCGGCUGCUCUGAGCAGAACCAGGCUCAGUUCUGUCUGGAUGUUGGAGAUCUGGAUCAGGCAGCAGUAGAGGAAGUGUGUGAAGGAAGCUUCAUCGAUCUGAGGAAAAGUUUCCUUCUCCUGACAGGAUCAGAGGCUCCUCUAGUGGCCAAGGGUCAAGCUCUGCUGCGUUGGCAUCAAACGAGUGGCUUCUGCAGUGCCACAGGCCAGCCGACCCACCGCAACCAGGCAGGAAGUUGGAGAGUCUGCAGCAGCAGCGGCAUCAUCUACUAUCCCAAGAUGUCUCCAGUGGUGAUCGUCCUGGUGUCUGCUGGGAAACGGUGUCUGUUGGGCCGGCAGUCGUCCUUCCCUCGAGGGAUGUUCAGCGCUCUGGCUGGUUUCUGUGACAUGGGUGAGUCUCUGGAGGAGACUGUGUGCAGGGAGGUGGCAGAGGAGGUGGGUCUGGAGGUCCACAGUGUCUCCUACAGCUCCUCACAGCACUGGCCUUUUCCACACAGCUCCUUCAUGCUGGGCUGCCAUGCCUCCGUUAACCCCGCCUACACUCAGUUAAACGUGGACCACUCGGAGCUGGAGGACGCUCGCUGGUUCAGUCUGGAAGAAGUCAACCUCGCCCUGCAGGUGAAAACUCCACCCAAGAGAGGCGACCCCCAAGUCCUCUGGCUUCCUCCAAAACACGCCAUCGCCAACCGCCUCAUCACAGAGUGGACGGACCACCAGCGACGCAGCGAGGAGGGAGAGUGAGGUCCGAACACAUGGAGGAAUUGACAGUGUGUGAUCUCUGUCAGGACUGGAGGUCAUGUGAUCCAGAAACCCAGAAGUGUUUGUAAUCAAACGUUUUCUAUCUGUGAACCCCCUCCCCAGGUGGGACAGGUGCAUCAAGGUGAUGGAUCAGCUUAAAUGUCCUUCAGCACUUAAACACCUGGAGACAUAUUGCUGCAUUUAAUAUCGUGAAAUAUGAAACGCAUGUUGAAAUCAUUCAUUGGGACAUCUCACUUCCUGAGGACGACGUUGUCUUUGAUGCCCAUCCAGAAUAAACGUCCACAAAGGAAUCAGAGAAUCAAGAAUCUUGGUGUUGUCGUGUUGACGGUCGUCUCUGUGUCCAGAGCUACACUGCUGCGUCACAUGUUCAUCAACCAGUAAAAACUUUUAGAAAAUGAUGUAAUUACUGUCUGAAUGGGAAGUUUUAUUCAACGAAUGUCAGAGUUGCAUACUGUAGCACCUUAUUUUUCAGUUUCAUCCAGAUUUCUCUUCUUCAUCAGCUGAUUUGUUACACUGAAUAAAGUGUUUACAUCUGCAGUCCGUGACAUCUACACACAACAAGAUGAUGGGAUGUGCUAUCUUUAAUAUUGUUUAUAUGCUUCUGAAAUCAAGAAUGAAUUAUUAUGUUAGCAUUUCUGCGAUGAAACACAACAACUCCCUCUGAUUUUCUGCCACGAUCUUUUACCCAGUGUUGGAGAAGUUCAUCAAGUUUUAAUAAAAUGGUGAGUGACUUGAAA